AUGGCGAGUUUAUUGAUAGGCCACAGCUACAGUGUACGGCUAUGAUUCGUGGGAAAGAUGGACCAAGGUUCCAUCAAAUUUAGUCAGGGUUUCAAGUUUCAGCUUCGUUUUGGUCUGAUCAUGUGUGAAGAAAAGUUUAAUAACAGACAGGCCGUCUUAGAGUGUGAAACGUCCACAGCUAUCAACAGCAUAGAUCAACUAGUGAAUGAUAAAUUCUCCAAGAUGUCAGUUGCCACUACACCCGUGCUCUCUCCGUCUUCCGUAACCCGCGGACAUACUCCCCAUGACAUCAGUACACACGGAGACCCGACUUUGCAUAUCACGACUCCGGUAUCUAUAAAUAACGCGUCAACUAGCAUUACAGACUCAUCCGCCACCCUUAUUAGGACGCGUGCGACCUCUACUUUGACCUCCACCGUUUCCGAAGGACAUAUGAUUUCGCGCAUCACGUCCUUCGAUGUUACACCAUCACUGAUUUCGGAAAAUGUAUCCUCAACGACGAAUAUAGACAAAAGUUUUGACAAGGGUAUCGGGGAUGAACUUGAUUAUUUAUUUAUUGUAAUUGUUCUGCCUUUACUCUUUAUCAUGUGUUCCCCACGGGCUCCUAAACGAUUUAACUACUUCAACAUCCCGGUCGAGCACUUUGAUAUGGACAGCGGCGCACAAAACCACGGUGGGCCCUGA
This is a messenger RNA of Magallana angulata, 684 nucleotides long. RefSeq lists its product as uncharacterized. NCBI's taxonomy places the organism in Eukaryota, Metazoa, Mollusca, Bivalvia, Ostreida, Ostreidae. The record is from RefSeq and is a predicted model, not a curated record.